Messenger RNA from Cooperia oncophora, 3108 nucleotides. The record is from the annotation of a GenBank genome assembly. NCBI's taxonomy places the organism in Eukaryota, Metazoa, Nematoda, Chromadorea, Rhabditida, Trichostrongylidae.
AUGCGUGAUGAGUUUCGCCAGUUGUCGAAUCGAUUGAUGCGUAUAUUUGAGCGAAAAUGUUUCUACGCUCAAUCUGGUGGUACGCACGGGAAAGCGCCUGUAGUGAAGCGAGGAAAGAAGGCAACACCGAAGCCUCCGGCAGAUUAUGCCGAACAACAAAAGGUUCAAGCCACGGGAAUACCCAAAGGUUUUCAAGCUGUAAAAGCACCGUAUCUCCGGACAAGACCAGGUCCUUCAAAAAUUUCGUUAGCUCAAGUUGCUGCCGUUGUACAUCCGGGUUCAUCUUCUGCUAGGUUAAUACCAGUAAAUAACGACACCGCCCUGGAUGAGCCAGUUGCAGUUCCUCAGGAACCUGGAGCUGCUCGGGUUGAGGCGGUCGAGCACAAUAAAAGAGUAGAUAUUAAGCGAAUGGUGAAUGAAGCAUUCGUUAGUCGUGACCAGCCCUCGUCACAGUACCAGGAGCAGACGUCGUUAGGACCGUCUGAUCAACGCCCUUCAGGGGUGCCACCUGGACCUUCCAAGACCCUUCGUCAUCAGCGGUCGAUUGCAACCAAGGCGAUUCGUAUGAUAGCGAAUAGAGUGAUCGAACCAGUCGUAGAUCCUGCCACUGGUCGGUACGUUGUUUCGCUUGAUGAUCUGCGCAAUCAAAGCAAUGCUGUCCCUCCUGUUGAAACGCCAACUGCGAGGCGAUAUAUUCCACGUCCGGUUCAUACGCUUCGAGAAAUGGUCGAUUCUGCCAGGAGAGGCCCUAGCGCUACAAUUCAACCAAUUCAUAGUACUGGAAGCCGACCUCAAGGUGCACGGGUAUCGCGAAUCGAUCAAGCUCCUCGUUCCACGUAUAGGCCAUCUGGAGCUGUGAUUGCUCAGCACCAGCAGUUACCAUCAACUUCUACUGGUACUAGAAUACCGGUGCUGAGAGGUCCCAUAACCACACAAGUACCGCGGAAUCUUGCGCUUCCCGUGGGAAAUGCUGCUAUGACGGCUCCAUCAACGACGCGGAAUGACCAUGUAUAUCCUCGAAGUCAUUCUUCUGGACGUACGGCUCAAACUUCAAACAACUCCCGUCGUAGUGCAUCUAGUGGACGGCCGAUAAUAGCUGCAGCCGUAGCACAGCAAGGAAAUGCUGAUGUAGACGAUGACGAUGAGAUCAUUGAAGUCGAUGAUGACCCAGUCGUAGUUGAUGCUUCUCAAACGCAGGCUCAAGCACCAGCUACUGUAGGACAUCGAGCGUCGACCACUUUGUCCCAAGAAACGCAGCCUCGGUUACCAGAUCAAAAUACUGCUCCUGUCGUUGCUAAGGGUCCCCUGGAGUCAACUGUGAUUCCCUCUCAAGAACAAAAUGCUGAAAAAACCCGAUAUGUUCAAGUGAGAGAUGAACAAGGAUUUCUGCGACGUUGCCUGAGAUUGCCUGAUGGAACCCUUGUCCUCAGUAAUCGGAAACCAAAAGCUAUGACUAGAAUAAGGCUUCCUCAGAGUGGAAUAGAAGCAACGUCCGGUGCAAGUCAGGACCAUGCCCGAACGCCAACCGCUGGUGCUGUCUAUGCAACGCAUUCUAUGACUAGAAAGGACGAGAGUCGUCUUGGAAAACAAUCAGAGCAGGUGUGGAAGCGUUCGCAAGCAUCAGUCGCUCCAUGGAGUCACACUGCAACAGUGGCUCCGCAAAGGCAAGAUCCUGUCAGGCAAGGGUCCAAUGAACUUGUCCACGAAGGCGCCAGGAGCAGUCUUGUAACAGGACGAGUGCCAAGCAAAGCAUGGCUCUGUACUCGUGGACGCAUGACAGACAUUAUUGUGAUAAGCGAACAAUCGCCAGAGAAGAAGACCAGAUCGCGAAGUCGUCGUCCACGAAAGCCUGUAAAAGAGCCAGAUCCUAGUCCAGUGGUUACUCCAAGAGGCAGAUCACGCGCUCCAAAGCAGUUGUCUCGGUUAUGUGCAGUUCCACAGAUUUCGAAGAAUGAAGAGGAACAAAGGGAGGCCCUUCGGCGCCGACUGCAUAAGCAACAAGAAGAAGACUCCGAGAACCUUACUAUCGAUAUUACCGCAGAGGACGAGGCUCUAUCGAACAAGGUUAAAGAACUAGUCGAUGCCCUACCACCAGUCGAACAUUCGGAGUGCGAAGAACCGUUAACGAGUGAACGAAAGAAGGCUGGACGUCCACCGAAGAAAUUCCGAGGACGAUUGGCCAAGCAAAAGCAGGCCAUCCGAGAUGCAGAGUUAGCUGAAAAGGUAGCAAUAAAGCAACGGGAACUACCUGUGCUCGAUUUGGCACUGAAAGUGAUAGACGAUCCAUCAGUCGAGUUGCCGGAGGAGGCACCUAUUGUGGUUGAUAACUUAGUUGAACUCGAUACCACUACACUUCACGAGGUUGGCGAAGUACUGAAGGAAUUAGUGGCACAAGUUUCUUUAAACGAACUUCGGAAAUCGAAUAGAGAAGUGAAGACACGGUCACGUCGCCGUUGGGAACAUUUACCAGAACGUGUUCCGUCCAAAAGGCAAGAGGGUCGUGCCCUUAAACAUCGUGUUCCAGAAAUUAGUCCGUCACCGCCACCGCCGAGAUCGAGGCAUAAAGCUCGAAACAGUGAUAAACAUCGACAAAAUGCGAGUGCCAAGCCUGUACAACAGAAUGAUGCAGCUAGGCCUGUACAACAGACUGAUGCAGCUAUACCUGUACACCAGAAUGAUGCCGAUACCUCUAUCGAGAUUAUUGACGUAGAGAGUGUUGGUCCAGUACGACCAAAGAGUCGAGCCACAUCUUCACGGAGGGCACCGCGCACGGUAAAGGCAGUGGCGGCACCGCAGUCGAUAAAGACGGUCGCAGCACCCCUCCAAAAGACGGCACCACUUCAAAUGGCAGUACAGGUAGUUGAAGAAGUUGCGAGGUCACCAAUGUUGCCAGCAAACUUUCCUAAGAGUCCUGAGAGAGUCAGAGUUGUCAGUCAGUCACUACAAAGGCCUACAGCACCAGUGCCACCGAAGCAGUCUGCAGCAGGCUCUUGGGACCAAGAAGUAAGUUGUGAUAUUAGCAUGACAACUAGUAUUAUCUCGUGUUUUGUUGAAACGAAACUUGCAAUCUCAUACAAUAACGUUUCGGGCCCUGUGCCCUUGACAAGG